ACAGUCAGAUAUUGACGAUCAAGAUCGACAGGGAACUACAUGUAAUAAUACGUCAGCUGAGUAUACUGAGGGCAAGAAGAGAAGGAGGAUACGCAAAUGUGUUUUGUGUGGGAUGAAAAUCCCACACAUGACUCUUCACCUGACAAGAAAGCAUACCAAUUUGACCCUACAAGAGAGACAUGAAUACCGUGAAAUUAUGCUCAGAGAGACACCAGUUUUGAGAUCAAAGGGCAGCAAAAGAAGAAGGAAACUUUUAAAAUGCCCUCUCUGUCCUUCAAAUGUACAGAGGCUUGAUAAUCAUAUCAUGAACAUCCAUGGCAAGAAGCGUGGCUCAAAAAUAAUGAAGGCUCUGAUUGCAAAAGCAAGAGAAUUAGAGGCCCAGAGAGCUGCCACUAUUGAACAGGACAAGACAAUAGACGAGUCGGAAGAGGACAAGACAUUAGAUGAGACGGAAGAGGACAAGACAUUAGAUGAGACAGAUACAGACAGGACAAUAGACGAGACAGAAGAGCGCAGGACGCAAGCGGACAUGACAAAACAAUACAGCACCAGAAGUGAUGGAUUGGAAGAAUCUGAAGAAGACUGGAUGGAAGAGGAAAAAGGGAUAUCAAAUAAAAGCUACGGUGAAGAGCUCGUCAGGGCAUUUGUGAAACAUCUUAGAAUGAUUAGAAAGAGAGCGGGCUGCAGUGAAGAGAAAGCAGACUCUGCCCCGAGAGAAAAUGGAAAAAAAGUAAAAAGGAUGCUAAAGUGGGCCGGUGGAUUAGAUUUGGUUACCAAGAAGGAGGUUCUUCAUCAGAUAGUCUCAAAGCUUUGGAACAUGGCUCCAGAAACAGGCUUCAGGUAUCUUGCUUCAUUGAAACGGUUCAUCCGUUUCCUCAUAACAGAAGAGGAGGCGAGUGAAGUACUGACUUUCGAGAAAAUCACACGUUGCCUUUAUCGGUGCGAAGAUUUUAUGGAAAGUCUGUCUGAACGCAUCAUGAACAGUAGUUCAGCAGCAACAUCAAAGCCAACAUCAGAAUGAGGAGUUAGGUAGAAACUUCACACACACACAUCACGUAGGAAAGUGAGGUUACCCAGAGUGGAGAAGGCUUGGCAAAGGUCUGGGAUUAUGUUCUGAAUGGAUUAUGAUGGCACUACUAUGAAAAU
This is a messenger RNA of Lytechinus variegatus (green sea urchin), 1146 nucleotides long. RefSeq lists its product as uncharacterized. Lineage: Eukaryota; Metazoa; Echinodermata; Echinoidea; Temnopleuroida; Toxopneustidae. Bases 113 to 1021 code for a protein of 302 amino acids. The record is from RefSeq and is a predicted model, not a curated record. The transcript has 8 exons.